This is a messenger RNA of Esox lucius (northern pike), 4720 nucleotides long. RefSeq lists its product as uncharacterized. Bases 2203 to 4074 code for a protein of 623 amino acids. The transcript has 11 exons. NCBI's taxonomy places the organism in Eukaryota, Metazoa, Chordata, Actinopteri, Esociformes, Esocidae. The record is from RefSeq and is a predicted model, not a curated record.
UGUUCAUCCUGAUACUAACAGUAACACGUACUCAUCUCUGAACAUGAAGAUCAGGUCACCUGACUACGACACUCUGGAUUGUGUGAGGGACUCUCACAAUGACAAAGACGGUCAGAAAAACGUGGAUUAUGAGAACUGUGGAGAACCACCACAGAACCUGGACUGAAGAGAACCACCACAGAACUUGAACUGAAGAGAACCACCACAGAACCUGGACUUCCAGAACCAAGUGAUGCAGAUUUGUUAAAUAAUUGCUAUCAGGCGACAAAGGCUCAGGGAACCGACUGAGGGGCUGGUCCACGUAAUCCUCACUAGAACUGGGCCAUUAUGUCACCAAAUACCUACCCAGAGUGAUGCACUAACUCAGGGAUACAAGUUUUUUCAUCUACAAUUCAGAAGCGAUGUGGAGUUUGAGUAAUAUCAAAAUAUUCUUAUUUUAUAUAAUAUACUAAUGUGUUAUAUCUGAUGCAUAGCUCUAGUAGUCUUAUGUUGCAGUGCCACUAGUUUUCCUUCUAAAUUAUAUUAAAGAGGAAGUGAAACAGUUCAGACAGCAGCUACUUGUAAUCUGUCAACUCAUAAUUCAUAUCUACCAACAACACAUUUAAACUUGCUUCCUCAUCACCAGCCAGUCAGACAGCAACUCAGCAUUGUUUCAUGUAAGUACGCUGGAAGACAUUUUACAAUAUUGUGUUUUUUUGUAAUCAACUGUAUUCUUCUGUUGAUAGCUACUUCGUUGACUAAGACAUUUGGUAACACUUUCCAAUAUGUGUAUGGUAAUUACAAGUAAUUAUAUUAACUAACAGUAACUGUUUUAAUUCAUAUAAAUGUAUUAAUCUUUGUUAAUAUUAACAAUGGCAGAUUUAUAUGUAAGUAAAAAUGUUAAGAGAUGUAUUAGUUAAAAUGGAUUAACAGUUAAUAUCCUAACUAAAUUAUUGUUUAAGUCCAAAGUUAUAGAUUUAUUAACAAAUGGAUCCUCUGUAUCCAACAUUUUGCUCUCAUUCUGGAUGUAUAAUUUACUUGCUCAUCUUCCUGGGUGAUAUCCUCUGCUUUACAACCUUUGGGAACAUAGAGAAAAACUCCAAUGUAUUCAUCUUUGAGUUGUUACUGUUAAUUAUACAGUGGUUAUAAAAAAGUCUACACACCCCUGUUAAAAUGGCAGGUUUUUGUGAUGUAAAGGAAUGAGACAAAGAUAAAUCAUGUCAGAACUUUUUUCACUUUUAAUGUGACCUGUAAAGUGAACAGAUCAAUUGAAAAACAAACUGGCAACAAAUGUAUGUGAGCUCUUACUGUGACAUUAGUAAUUAGAGAGGAAACAGGAACUUAACUUACAUAGCCCUUAUUACAUACUAGAAACCAAUGGCAAGAAAUGUAACCAAUGUAUCUGGGCUCUUCAUCAUUACUGAAUAGUAAUUAACCAUUAAAUAAAGAAAUGUCUGUGUAAACUAUAUGAAUGAUACACAGCCACCGUGAUGAUCCUCUAAAUCGCCUAUAAAAAGCAACAAGAGGACAGCUGAUGUUGGCUGGUCUCUCGCCACAAUCAGUGUCCAAAGUUAUUAUUUGACUAAAUGUUUUUUCAUGCCUCAUUUUCAAUAUAUAUGUUUUGUUUUGCAAGUCUUUGGAUUAAAGCACUUCCCAGAGAUAUCGCAAAGCAUUGUUUUGUUUGAUGAAAUCCGUUUUUAUAAUCGAAGACAAUUCAUGUUCUUCAGUGUUGUAGAACGAAAUCCAACUCGGAGCAAAGCUAUUCAUGAUUUUCCAAACCCUUACUAGGUUUUAACACAGCAUAAUUGGUAUUUCUGAAAAGAAGAGAGUCCCUAGCAUUUAAUCAGACUUAGUAUAUCCUUCUACGUUGCCUAGAUAAUUUGCACGAUGUCAGCAAAGACAUGCAGUCUCGCACCGAUUACGCACAAGCUUAUGUUUUUGGUAGCAUGUAUCUUCUUCAAAUUACGACUAAUGGAUGUGAAACAAGGAGAACAAUUUGGACUAGGUUAUUGGAAGAAAUCGUGGACUGUGAGUAAAGCAACUUGUGCCACCAGUCGUCUUGUGCAAUUUCUUAAAGAGGAAGUAAAGUAGUUCUUUCCACUCCUACUUGUAAUCCGUCAACUUGUAAAACAUAUGUGCCAACCACACGUCUCGUAUUCUCAUGGUCAGUUGGUAGUCUGAGAAGAGCUCAACCUUUUGCCAUGCAGAACGAGGGAUACAACAAUGGUCUUGAAAACAGCAGGAAGUCUGUUGGUGGUUUUUCUCUGGUCUGUGACAGCAAGUAUGGCAACAAGGUGUGACCAAAAAAGCCAGGUUGUGAUGUCACCAGAUGCUGACAAGGACGUGCAGUAUGUGACGCUGACCUGUCUCAGCAACUGUACUCUGACCAACGCUACCUACAUUUGGUACAGAAACGGUCAACGUCUAGUUGAGCCUACUUCCAGGCAACACACAGUAAAAAGUUAUUAUACAUCCAGUUACUCCUGUUCUGUAAAAGAUCUUGAGGAUCUUCACUCUCCUAGAGUGUGUGUUCGGGGUAGAAACUGUUUUGACGUAACUUAUGCCCAUCAAAGUAUCUGUGCCUUGAAGGGCUCAACAGUGGAUUUGCCAUGCAAAUAUAGACAUCUAAAUAAUGAUAUAGUCUCCGACUCAAACUGGUAUAUCCAAGGAAAACGUGAUGAGGCGCCAACAAACCUGAGUUCAUUGCCAGAGUAUUCAAGUCGUGUGAAGUACCUUGGAGAUAAUAUGAGUGACUGUACCCUGAGAAUCACAGACCUGAGAGAGACUGACUCAGCUGAGUACAAGUUCAGAUUUAAAACACAGUUUGCAGAGUGGAGGUACAGCUUCCCUGGAACAAAUCUGACUGUCACAGACCUGCAGGUGAAGGUGACUCCUGGCACAAGGUGGAAUCAAACUAGAACUCUGACCUGUUCCACCAGCUGUAAUCUGACUGACAACUCCAACCUCACCUACGUCUGGUACAAGAACGGACAACGUCUUGAUGAACCCGUUUCCCGUCAACACUCUGUCAAGGAAUAUUACACAGACAGUUACUCCUGUUCUUUAUUGAAUCUCCGCUCUGCUGUGGUGUGUGUUGUGGGUCAGAGCUGCAUGAAUGUCAGUUACACCCAUCAAAGUGUCUGUGCCUUGAAGGGCUCCACAGUGAACAUCUCCUGCACGUUCAGACAUCUGAAGAAUCAUAAUGCCACAGAAGAAACCUGGUUCAACAAAUGGGACUCUGGAGUAAUUAAAGACUUGAUCCAGGACCCAGAGUAUGCUGGUCGGGUGGAUUACCAUCGAACUACAGACAAGGACUCCACCCUGACUGUUACAGACCUGAGAGAGAGUGACUCUGCUGAGUACAAGUUCAGGUUUACGUCAAACAAAGUAACAUGGGGCUACAGCUUCCCUGGGACAACUCUGACUGUUACUGACAUCCAGGUGAAGGUGACUCCUGCUACAGAGGAAGGAAAGGUCAAUCUGACCUGUAUCACAUCCUGUCCUCUGACUGACAACUCCAACACCACCUACAUCUGGUACAAGAACGGACAACAUCUCACCCACCAAAAGACCAUGACUAGUUACCUGAUCCUAGACCCUGACAGCAUGGAGGAUAGAGGCAGAUACUCCUGUGGUGUCAAAGGCCUUACGAAUGUCCACUCUCCUGAAUUCUCUUUAGGGGAACAAUCAGUUAGAAUUGGUGCCAUUGUAGGAAUCACAGUAGUUGUUGUGAUUCUAUUUCUCUGCCUCUUAGGCAUCAUUUGGUUCAGUAAGAAGGCCUCCAGAUCCACAUCUGAUGGACACGACACAGCAGUGAAUGGACAGACAGACUCCAAUCCUGUGUAUAGCAACGUAUCAAACAUGGCCUUGACCUCUACUGCAAUACAGACAGCAGAAACAGACAACCAGGAUCUCCUCCACUAUUCCAGUGUCCACUUCUCUUCCUCCAAGAAACAGGAAGUACCUCUGUACUCCACCGUCCAAACGCUUCAUCCCCAGAAACAAGACCAAGUAGUCCACUAUGCUGCUGUGUCAUACAGGGACCAGAGUGCUGUGAAUAGGACUGCACUUGAGUCAAAGGAAGGAAUCAGCUGAGUAUUAUGUUAUUAAAUUAUGUAAAAAAAUUAAAAGGGAUAUUUCUAAGUUUACACAUUGUUAAUUAACUUGAUUAAUUUAAGCCCCUGUCUCCUUUAAUAUAAGCAGCACAGUAUGUGCCUUUUUCAAUAAUUACUGUGGUCCAAAAGGAUGUUGAAAUCAUCUGGUAUGAUUGUUGUUAGGAGGAAGUAUAAUGUGGUCAGGUCGCCUGCCCAAAUUACCAGUCCUUUUAAACCAACCACUGACCCGACUGUCUUCAGCUUUUCUUGGUCUGUGAGGUUUCCAUUAUGAUUGGUACACUCUGCUAUUACAUUAGAUUAUACCUGUUAUUAUUCAACUAUUUUUGGUGAUUUAUUCUGGAGCAAAACGAUUGCUAUUAAAUCUUACUGUAAAAAAAAUAAACGUGUUCCAAUUUUUUUAUUUUGUAGCAUGUUACAAAAUACAAUAUAUUUUAGAAUAUUUUACACAUAUGUUAGCUUUCUAAUUUCUAAGUAAAAGAACCAUCCCUGUUAUGGAUUUUGUGUGGAUUGUAAUUGUAUUUUUUUUAAUAUCUUGUUUUUUACAUUAUUACUUUUGUUCCAUUCAACACCAGGUAGACAUUUUAAUAUAGAAAAUAUAGAAAAUAAAUAGUGUUUGAAUACCGAAA